AUUUCCUUUUUUCUAGAAGGAGCGUAUAGUAGUCACUUUGGAGAUUUAUUAUUAAGGAAAGAAAAAUGAAGGGAAGUUUGAUACAGAUUUCCAGAAGAGUAAUAAGACUUCCAAACAUUCUAAAUGGGCGAUUGUAUUUCUCUCAUCCUUCAGCUUCUUCCCAACCUCCCAAUAACAAGCUCUUCGUCGCUGGUUUGUCAUGGUCUGUGGAUGAGAAGUCGCUCAACGAUGCAUUCUCUUCUUUCGGGCAAGUAACAGAAGUAAGAAUAAUGUAUGAUAAAGAAACUGGCCGAUCAAGAGGCUUUGGGUUUGUUCACUUUUCAAAAGACGACGAGGCCAGCUGUGCAAAAGAUGCCAUGGACGGAAAGGCAUUUCUAGGUCGCCCCUUGAGGGUAAGCUUUGCCCUUGAAAAGGUUCGUGGUGCACCUGUCGUUGUCCCUCGACUAACAGGCAUUGGAAAUGGCGAGAUAAAUAAGACUCGUUGAAUUCUGUUUUUUGGAAGUGUCCUGGCAUUGAAGAGUGGGUUUCUGCUGCAUUUUUAUAGUUAAGUGAAUAUACCAUUUGUUACUGGAUCAAUGUACUUGAGUAAUUCUAUGGACACUUAACCAAAGGCGCUUAUUGUAUUCAAAAGCUACUAGGAAAUGAAGCAAGUGCUGAGGUAGUUUGGGUUGAAAUUCAUGUGUUAAUUUGAGUUAUACUUGUUAUACAUCCCUAAGAUACAAUGAGAAAAUCUUAUGAUGCAACCAGGAAAUUGUUACCGAUUUGUAGCUUUUCUUC
Messenger RNA from Nicotiana tabacum (common tobacco), 777 nucleotides. Its product is annotated as glycine-rich RNA-binding protein 4, mitochondrial. Gene Ontology annotation, molecular function: RNA binding. NCBI's taxonomy places the organism in Eukaryota, Viridiplantae, Streptophyta, Magnoliopsida, Solanales, Solanaceae. The record is from RefSeq and is a predicted model, not a curated record.